CUGGCCUCGACGCCGUCGAGUCGAUGCCUUCCGCCAUGGCGCGGUUGCAAAGCCUCGCCGCCGCCGCCGCCCUCGCGGCCACAGUCGCCGCCGUCCUCUCAAGCCUGCUCUACAGGCGCAAAUGCGGCUGCCUGGCCGCGCGGGUCCUGGAGCUGGAGGCCUCGCUGGCGGCAACCGCGGAGAAGGCCGCCGCCGAGCGCCGUGGCAGAGUCCGUGCUCAGCAGUCGUUGAGGGCGGCUCUGAGCGAGCAGGAGCCCCGCUCCGACGAGCCGAGGACGGCCAAGGCCCUGGCGUCGCACUCGUACCCGAUGGCCCCGAUCGGCACCGUGCAGUCCUGCUUCUCCACUAGGAAUGGUACACCGAGGCAGCCUUUGGUGGUGCCUCUGGCCAGGGCGACAGUGGCACUUGAUCCGACCCGUGUCCCGGCGGAAGCGCUUGAGGGACUUGCUAGUUACUCACACUGCUGGAUUAUCUAUGUGUUCCAUCUGAACACUGAUCUUGAUAAAAUGUGGAAAGAUCCUGCCAGGUCCAAGCUAAAAGCGAAGGUGAGAGUACCCAGAUUGAAAGGGGGCAAGAUGGGGGUCUUGGCUACUAGAUCGCCACAUCGGCCUAAUCCAAUCGGGCUCAGUGUAGCAAAGGUGGAGGCAGUGGAUGGUCAUGCCAUUUUGCUUUCUGGAGUAGAUUUGGUUGAUGGCACGCCUGUGCUUGAUAUUAAACCAUACCUGCCAUAUUCUGAUAGUGUUAAAGGUGCAGCUGUUCCCAAUUGGUUAGAGGUUGAUGGUGCAUUAGGUGUGGAGUCUAUCCAAUUUUCUGAGCACUUCACUUCUGCACUUCCCAGCUGCUGGAUGCAUGUACAAAAGCAGUCGCUCUAUGCCUCAGCGGAUGAGUUUCAGGAUCUAAUCAAGGAGGUGCUCUCCUGGGAUAUCAGAUCACUGUCUCAGCGAAUCCGCCCCCAUCAAGUGACCAUGGAAAGCGAAGCUAAUGACUGCUGUGGCGGCGAAGCUGGUGAGGAUGGCAGCAACAGGUCGUGCUCCAACGUCGUCUACCACCUCCAUCUGGAAGGCAUUGACGUGUCAUACAUGAUAGAUCAAGAUUCCAACAUUGUUGUCGACGAUGCGACCCUUCUUCCCGGUGUCGUAAACCGGAACCGGCACAAUUACUUGACAUGGAGGGAUAAACUCAGCAUUUUGUAACAUGGACCCCAGCUUUUUCGUAUCCUUUGCAGGAGUACAGUGUGAUGUACGAUGUCAUGAUGCUGAUGAAUUCGAUGGUGUGUUAUGUCUAUGGGGUACCCACUUGUAUUUUUAGGGGUCUCUGUCAUUAUAAAAAAAUUAUUUUCAAAGGUAAAUGAUAACUCAUUUGUAUAGGCGUUUA
Molecule: messenger RNA, 1374 nt
Organism: Phragmites australis (common reed)
Lineage: Eukaryota; Viridiplantae; Streptophyta; Magnoliopsida; Poales; Poaceae
Exons: 9
Coding region: 24-1193 (389 amino acids)
Source: RefSeq, a predicted model, not a curated record